Molecule: messenger RNA, 1131 nt
Organism: Plasmopara halstedii
Lineage: Eukaryota; Oomycota; Peronosporomycetes; Peronosporales; Peronosporaceae
Product: RIB43A
Exons: 2
Coding region: 1-1131 (376 amino acids)
Source: RefSeq, a predicted model, not a curated record
AUGGUGGCGGGGUUAACGCCGCCGAAUCCGGUAUUUCAAAGUAAAGAUGAGUUAAGAAUUGAGGCACGACGUCGUCGAGAAAUUGAACGUGCAAAGAAGCUUGGGCCUGGUCGCCUUCGUUUGAUCGGAGCGGAUAUUGCAGGGGUAAGGAAUCAACUUGAAGAGCGGCAACGGCAGAAUGCAGAGCAGUACGAAGCCAAACGGGCAAGUGAAGAGGAAGAUGCUGUCAUUCGUCAGUACUUGCUUCAAAUUGAGUCGGAAAAUGAAUUAGCAAAGCGUCGUGAGCAGCUGACACUGCGCAACGACUGGGAUCACCAGACUGCCAAAGCUUUCCAAGCACGAAAACAAGCUGCUGCUAUGCGAAAGGAGGGCAUCGAUCCUGAUAGAUGUGCACAAGGAGCUGCUCAGAAAUUUGAUGGUGAAGACAUCGCUCAGCUGGAACGAAUCCGCUUGCAGGCGAUGCAGAUGAAGCAAUGGUCGAUCAAAAAAAUGGCCGAGGAAGCACAGCGCAAUGCAAACGAGAAGGCAACACAGGCUGCGUACAUGGCUCAGCUUUUUGAAAUUGAGCAAUUGAUGGAAGAACUGCAUCGAGGUAAUGAGCGGGAACGAGCAGUUGCGUCUGCAGAGAUUAGUCGCUUUAAUCAACAGCUUUUAGCUCAGCAACGUCAAGCAGAAAUUAAUCGUCGUCAACAAGAGCAAGAAGAAGACGCUCGCGAGAUUCAGCUGACGUUACAGAGCAAUUUAGUGAGUGAAAAUCCAGAUCAGGCAUCACUUCCUGGGGUUCCACUUGAUCAUAGAAUUCGAGUUGACCACUGGAAGGGUUUGUCUGGAGAACAAACAAAGCGCUACCUACGACAGAAUGACGACAUUUUGCGUGAAAAGGCUUGUAAAAUACAGCAAGAAAGGGAGCAAGCUGAGAAGGAAUCUCAAAAUCAGCGCGAACUCCAGCGUGCGCUCGCGAUGGAAGAGUAUCGAACUCAGCAAAGACAGACGCAGCUAAAGCUGGACAUCCGUGCUACCCAUGAACAACAGAUCCAAGAGGCAGCAGAACGCGAAAAGAUUAAUGAACACGGCGCGCGUGGCAAGAUUGAGCCUAUCUUCUUUCAACGAUUUGGUCGGUCUUAUCGUUAG